GUYCAUUGAUYCUUCUCCAAUUCUUCUCCAAAUCCAGUUUGCUUGGCAGACAAAAGAGGUGGAAAAAAUAUCUCUGGAGAAGAAUCUAUUAUGGGGGAGAAGCAGACGAAGAAGCUACAUUGAUACGCUCAAAGGUACUGCGUCAUUUGAAAAAAUGCAUUACACCCUCUGGCUGGACCAAUCAAAAGGUAGACCUCACUUCAGCUCAUUUCCGGUUUAAGGACCUUAAAUAAAAACAUUGCCUGUGCCAGUCUUACCUUUACUUUGCGUAUCGCGUUAUUGGUAUAGAGAAGAUCGCAGAUCAGCGUAGGAAAACGGUUGAAUGAAAAGCAAGCUAAAUUUUUCACCAAUGCCAGUCCCUUAGAUUCAAACGUAGAGAGAAAAAUAAUCAAGAUUUUGGAUUAGUAUAUGGCUUCAGUGCUCGCCACAAGUAUAACUAUAACGAGGCAUCGCACACAACAUAUGGCCGAUGAAACGCUUGCACUAACUCGGUACAUUAUUCUGAGUCUUAUUAGAACCAAUGUGGAUUGUCCGUCGACGUUAGCAUGGAAAWUUAGAACCCUUGUUUCUAACGUUCGAGAUGAAAAAAAGUUACUACUCUCCGGUAGUUGUCAUCAGAUUUCAUUGACGAAUGAUAAUGCUCAAGCUACGUUUUUUGCCAUCGCCGAYGAAGUCUUUGAAGAUGCGAUCAACUGGGGACGAAUUGUAACUUUUUAUGCCUUUGCAGUGGAAGUGGCUGAGUAUUUCGAACGUCAAGGAGCUCCACACAUGAUAAAUCGUGUGAUCGAAUGGACAGCUCUCUUUGUAGARCAAAAACUAAGCACUUGGAUCAAGCGUGAGGGUGGUUGGAACAAACUCGAACAUUUGGACUUUGCGUCUAGUCCAACUCAGAAACUUCUUUGGAAAGGUUUGUUAGUCACAGCCACUACUCUUGGUCUUGGAGCGUUUGCUGCAAUAGUUUAUACAAAAUAAAUUAUUAUCGACUAUUUUAAGAGGAAUGAAGAUUUCGCAAAGCUAUAAAUGGAGAUUCUUUCCUCUACGUGCUGAAAAUCGAAGGGCGAAGAAAUAUUGAUAAUCUCCCAUCGAAAGUAUACUCGAGAUUUUAUCUUGUUAUUUUGGAAGUUCCGUUGUCAAAUCCCUUUGAACUUCAAAAGAUGUAAAAAUAUAUCUGACAAAGUUGAURCUUGAAAGAAAAACGUGUUGCAUUAGAUGGUAGAUGGUCACGCUUGAAUGCGAAUUCCGUUGYUUUUAGUGUUUGGAAAAUAGUGCUUCUCAAUACAAUAUAAGAAAAUCGUACCUACACUGAAGAGGCCACGUUAUAUUCUAUUCGAUUUAUAAUUAUCAAUGAAAUAUCUAACUUUGAAGUUUUUGAGUAAAGAAUGCACAAUAAGCUAUUUUCUGAAAGUUAACAGUUAGUGUGAGUCUUGCUUAUGGAGAAAAGAUAGAUAUUUUAUUGAUAAGUAGAAAUAGUUAAAUGAUUAUGGACUGUAAAUACUGAACACUGCAUAUCGAAUUGCAGCUUGAGUCAUCGUGGUUAAUUAUAACGAGAGACUUUUACAUCUCUUUUUGUAAAAAUACACUGAAUUGUUGAAAUAACUUUUUACCUCAGUUCAGUCUAAAACACUGCAGUAUUCACUCGAUGUAACCUUUUUGAAACCASUUUAUAUUUUGCAAGUAUCUGCAAAGAUUUUCCAUAGUCGUUUUUUACAAGUUAAAGAAGUUAUACUCAGAACUAUGAACAUACUUCUGGGUUUGUACGUAAAACUAUGCAUUCAACCACAUUGGUUCAAGUCAGUAACGACAAAAUAACGUAUUUAGUAUUGAUUAAAUAUCGAUUAGAAUGUAACCAUUAAUUAAUUAUACAUUGAUUGGAUGGAGAUUUGGUUUUGAUGUAUGCAACCAUUUAUUCAUUCACGGUGUGUUCUUAAUUACUGAGUAUUUAGUGUUUGUAAUGAAUUAUAUUAAAUGUAAAAAACACAAAGCCAAAUAUAUAUAUAUAUAUAUAUUUAUACCUUAAUAUUUUGAAAAUAGUUUUAACGACUUUAAUAGUGGUUAUUAAUAUAUUAUUAAUACGUAUUGAUAAACUGUAUUAAGGUGUUCAAUAAUUUGAGUUAUUUUCUUUUACUUGGAGUUUUUCUCAGUGAUGAUUUGUGUAACGAUAAUUUAUAUUUCUAUUGAAUUAAGUAAAAGAUUUGUUYAAAUUAAUGAUCUUAGGGUAGUUUUCUCGUGUUUUGCUUGAAAUAUGAAAUAUUGGCUCAAGUUGAUGCUUGGCUGAUGACGUUAGAGACAAAUGAAUAAAUGAAAUAAAAAAAAUUAUUAA
Actinia tenebrosa (Australian red waratah sea anemone) is the source of this 2320-nucleotide messenger RNA. Its product is annotated as apoptosis regulator R11. Gene Ontology annotation, molecular function: BH domain binding. Gene Ontology annotation, biological process: intrinsic apoptotic signaling pathway in response to DNA damage; release of cytochrome c from mitochondria; regulation of apoptotic process. Gene Ontology annotation, cellular component: mitochondrial outer membrane. NCBI's taxonomy places the organism in Eukaryota, Metazoa, Cnidaria, Anthozoa, Actiniaria, Actiniidae. The record is from RefSeq and is a predicted model, not a curated record.